UUGGAGCUCGCUCACUUCAGAGGCCGGAGCUCGCCGAGUGGCUUCCCCCGCCGGAGACGCUCCAGGAGCCGCGCACGUUUCUCCAGCCUCCCAUCCGACACCAUGAAGCCCAACCGCGCGCGCUUCGGACCGUUUGGAGCAACGCGUUCCCUGAGCGGCAGGAUUUAGUGGAGAAGUUGGCUCCGGACGCGGACGAGCUGCGGACUCUCGGAGGGAUUUUCGUCUCGUUUUCACCACCAACUAUCUCAGUCGAUCCAUCCAGCGCUCACGGAAUCUAAAGCUUUGGAACGGGAAACUAUUUGUGGAUGGUGGGCGACUCGUGGGCAAGUUGAGAGUUGCACCUGGGGGCCACUCUUCUGCUGCGCAGCAUGCGAACGGAGGAUGUUGUCUGAGUCGGGCCUCGCUGCUCUGCGUGUCUCCUCAUCCAGAGGAAUGAGGGCGCUGCGGUGCUCGCUCUGGAUUGUCACCUUCCUGCCUCUGUGCGUCACUGCGGCCAGGCUGCCCAGCCCUCAGCCCACAGAGUCAGUGUCCAGCGAGGCAGCCUUCCUGGAGGACUAUGUCCUUGGCAUGGGCGACACCUUCGACAUGGCCUGUGACCUGGACGACCCAUCCGAGCCCAUCGUGUGGUACAAGGAUGGCGCCGGCCUCGUGCAGACCAACCGGACGCGGCUGGGUCAGAGAUUGCUGCGCAUCAUUAACGUGUCUUACGAGGACUCGGGCGUCUACUCGUGUCGACUGGCCCAAAGCAACACGCUGCUCAGCAACUACACCAUGAGAGUGACAGAUUCUCUGUCGUCUGGUGACGAUGAAGACUAUGAUGAAGACGCGGAGGAUGCAGGUAAUGAAAAUGCCCUGGCACCUUACUGGACGAGGCCUGACCGGAUGGAUAAGAAACUCCUGGCGGUGCCGGCAGCAAACACCGUCAGGUUCCGAUGUCCCGCCGCUGGAAACCCGCUGCCGACGAUCCACUGGUUGAAAAAUGGCAAGGAGUUCAAGGGCGAGCAGAGGAUGGGCGGCAUCAAGUUGAGACAUCAGCAGUGGAGUCUUGUUAUGGAGAGUGCUGUGCCAUCAGACCGUGGAAACUACACCUGUUUGGUCCAGAACAAGUACGGAACCAUCACCCACACCUACCAGCUGGACGUGCUGGAGCGCUCGCCUCACAGACCCAUCCUGCAGGCCGGCCUGCCAGCCAAUCAGACGGUGCAAGUGGGCAGCGAUGUGGAGUUCCACUGUAAAGUGUACAGCGACGCCCAGCCUCACAUUCAGUGGCUGAAGCAUAUCGAGGUGAACGGCAGCCGCUACGGGCCCGACGGCGUUCCCUACGUCAACAUCCUGAAGACGGCCGGUAUUAACACCACAGAUAAGGAGCUAGAGGUCCUCUUCUUGACCAAUGUGUCCUUUGAGGACGCGGGCGAGUACACUUGCCUGGCAGGGAACUCUAUCGGCUAUGCUUACCACUCUGCUUGGCUGACGGUGCUUCCAGCAGUUAGCACAGAGAAGGAGGACUACUACGCCGACAUCCUGAUCUACGUCACGGGGUGCGUGCUCUUCAUCCUGGCCGUGGUCAUCGUGGUCCUGUGUCGCAUGCGCAUGACCACCCAGAAGACGCUGCCCACGCCGCCCGUGCAGAAGCUCUCAAAGUUCCCGCUCAAGCGACAGCAGGUGUCCUUGGAUUCCAACUCCUCCAUGAACUCCAACACCCCGCUGGUCAGGAUCGCCCGACUGUCCUCCAGUGACGGACCCAUGUUGGCCAACGUCUUGGAGCUGGAGCUGCCUUCCGAUCCCAAGUGGGAGUUUUCUCGCACGCGGCUAACCUUGGGUAAACCACUGGGCGAGGGCUGUUUCGGUCAGGUGGUGAUGGCUGAGGCCAUCGGUAUUGACAAGGAAAAGCCCAAUAAGCCUCUGACUGUUGCUGUGAAAAUGCUGAAAGACGAUGCGACCGACAAGGAUCUAUCAGAUUUGGUGUCAGAGAUGGAGAUGAUGAAGAUGAUUGGCAAGCACAAGAAUAUUAUCAACCUGCUGGGAGCGUGCACUCAAGAUGGUCCACUGUAUGUGCUGGUGGAGUACGCCUCCAAGGGAAACCUCAGAGAGUACCUGCGAGCGCGUCGACCCCCAGGAAUGGAUUAUUCCUUUGACACCUGCAAGAUUCCGGAUGAGCAGUUGACCUUUAAGGACCUGGUGUCCUGUGCCUACCAGGUGGCCCGCGGCAUGGAGUACCUUGCUUCCCAGAAGUGCAUCCACAGGGACCUGGCAGCCCGAAAUGUCCUUGUCACAGAGGACAACGUAAUAAAGAUCGCAGACUUCGGUCUGGCCAGAGAUGUGCACAACAUAGACUACUAUAAAAAGACCACGAACGGUCGUCUGCCUGUUAAAUGGAUGGCUCCGGAGGCUCUGUUCGACCGGGUCUACACGCACCAGAGCGAUGUCUGGUCCUACGGUGUGUUGCUGUGGGAAAUCUUCACGCUGGGAGGCUCGCCGUAUCCUGGGAUUCCCGUCGAAGAAUUGUUCAAGCUGCUAAAGGAGGGACAUCGGAUGGACAAACCCGCGAACUGCACGCAUGAGUUGUACAUGAUCAUGAGGGAGUGCUGGCACGCGGUUCCCUCCCAGAGACCAACCUUCAGGCAGCUGGUAGAAGAUCACGAUCGGGUGUUGUCCAUGACCUCCACUGAUGAAUACCUGGACCUCUCCGUGCCCUUCGAGCAGUACUCUCCCACCUGCCAGGACUCCAACAGCACUUGCUCCUCCGGCGACGACUCGGUCUUUGCUCACGACCCUCUUCCCGACGAACCCUGUCUUCCCAAACCGCUGCCCAGUAACGGAGUCAUCAGGACAUAAAAACAGGGUGGGACUCUGGACCGCCUCUCCCAGACCCCUCCGCCCGCAAUACUCCUCAGUUGGUCUUAAAUCCUUUUGGACUCCUGAAACAUUGAAGGAUUUUGGGUUUUUUUUCGCCAUUGAACCGUGUUUUUCCAGAAAUUCUAUUUUUAUACUCGGGCCAGUCUUUUCUUACGGACGAUCUGUCGGGGGUGGGGGGGACCAUUCCGUGCCUACUGUGAUCAAAACUUCUGAGACUAUGACACGUUUGAGGAGAAAUGAAGGGCAUUUCUUGGCCAGUGGUUCAGGCAGCAGGCGCCGAGGUUUCGCCGCCAGAAACACACCAGCGUAUAAAAAGUGGGUCGACACGAGAAUCUUAAAACGCUUGCUCAGCAGAAGAGAUGCAUGAUUCUAAAUGUGCAGCCGUGUAUUGUGCGUGUUCCUGAUGAUCGUUCAGGGGGUUUUCAGUAUUUCGUUUGCAGUCAGUCUUGCCAGAUUGGUCAAUUUGAACGUUAAUUCAACACAGAUAAGCAAAGGAUUGUUAGUUUUUAAUACGAGAGAAUUGAUGAUUUCAUAAGGUAAUUCAACUCUAUGAGAAAAUGAUUUUUUUUCAAAUGCACUUAAAAAUUAAUUUAAAAAUACUGAAAUAUUCAAUAUAAUUUUGACACUAGUUUUUUGUUUUGCCUCAUAAUAUUAUCAUUUUUUCUGCAGCAAAACAGCAAAAUAAUUUUGUGUAUUAAAUCCAUAAAAUUAUUUCCUUAAAUUCCCUAAGAGAUUAAAAUAAUAAAAAAAAUAAAAAUAAAAAAACAAGACAUUAUUUUAUUCAAAAAAGUUAAUAUAAUGAGACAACAACUCAAAUUUUCUUCUUUGCCAAGACUGGUCUGUUACGUGUCAUGAUUUAUAUAAAUGUAUAUUUAGAAAAGGAUUUAUUGUAAAUAAAUUGAUGAAAAUAUGUAUCAUAUUUCCAUCAACUUAGAAAAAAAAAAGUUUGAAGAUUGCAAUCUAAAAAAAGACACUGUCAUGUAAAACAUUUAACCAUCAGCGAGAGAAAAAAAAAAGGUUUUAUUUGAGUUAUUAACGUGUAUAUUUGUAAAGAUAUUUAUAGACUAAACAUAUUAAGUUGAAGAGGUUUAGUCUAGAGCUUUAGUACUGUACAAAAAGAUUUUUAUUUCAAUUUAUGUUGUAACUUAUUUCAUGAGGCAGAAGUGGUCUUCACAGCUAGCAGACUUCUGUUCCUGGUUUCCUCUCUUCAGCUUUGUUUACAGUUUCGGAAACGGAGAAUGUACGACAUUUUGUGAUUCACGUGUGAUUCAUGAACUCUUGAACUGAAGUCUCCUGCUUGAUGGUAGAAAUUCUUUUUUUUUCUUUUUUAAAUCUGGUUUGCAAUAUGGAACAACAAUGGACCGGAGUGGGCAGGAAGCCUUCGGCGGAAUUUACCAAGCCGAGUGUCACGUGAAAUGCAACAGUCUUUCAGGAUUUCUUGCAAUACUUGUGCUGCUUAAUUUAAUUUUUGUUUAUACUGCUGUAGUCUGGAGUGCAACCAAACUUGACAGAUUAUAAUCCAGCCAGUUCUUUGCUUCAUUUUCUCCCAUUAAUCCUAUUCUGAGGUAGAUGGCGCUAACCCCGCGACAGUUUCACGCUUCAUGAAACUGUCCUCAUUUUCACAGCUCAGUAGGUGGCGCUCUCGGUUUAAAAAUGAUGUGAGGUUUCAAUGACAUAGUUGAUCAACUCGGAUUAUUUUAGAGCAGAGAGUGCCCUCUAGUGGGCUGUGAAAAUGAAGCCACCGUUUCAUGAAGCCUCGUAAGAUCAGCUCAAGCAAUAGAGGUUGGGCCUUUAAUGUGUUCAACACUCUUUCGACUUCAAAAGAAAGAAAAUUGUUUAAACAUUAAAAUGGCAUUUUUAAUAAGAAAUUGAACCUUUACGUUUUAAAUAAUGUAUAAUUAUUCUGAAAUAUGUCCAUGGUUAUUUUAAUUUGAAUUUAUACAUAUAUAUAUUUUUUUAAGUUUUUUUAUUUUAAUCAAUUCAGUGUUACUGGCAGCAACAGCUGUGUAUCAUCGUGACCGCUAUUUUAGAAGAAAAAAACAUGUUAUUAUAAUCAUAUUUCACGUCUUACAAAGAGCAAUUUGGCUUCAAUGGAAACACUUGAGCGGCACGUUCCACCGAAGGCUCCCCACCAACCCCCCCCCCCUGCAGACGCUCCUGGUCAAGAUUGUGAGGCUACAAACGUGGUCCACCUUGAUCUGCGCAGACCUUGUUGUUCUCAAGUAUUAAACCUGAAAUGAAGGCAUGUUGUGUCACGCACAGCAAAGUUUUAUGACAUAGAUUUAUGAGUAUAUCUGCUGAAUUGUUCUUGUUUCUGAGAAGAAAAAAAAAGUGCCAAAUUUGUCUUAAGUCUGUUGGAGAGUCCUGCCGAAGCCCAGUGCAGGGAAGGACUCCUCCAUUUGUUGGUGUCUCCAGUCGCUUGCUGGAAGCCAAAACGGCAUCAGGGUUGAACUUGUCGAAGAGUUUUGUCAUUUACAAAAAGGGAAAAAAAAAGUGGCAUUGAAGAGUGGAUCAGAAUAAUUCCAUGGAAAAGAUGACACUUUGCAAUGGCCUGGCUGCGAACCGAUCCUGGGACUUCCUUCGACGUCCAGUACUGAAAGUAGUUUAUUGUUGAAUUGCCUGGAGAGUUUGACGGUUCUCUGUCCACCAGACAGACCAGAGCAAAGGCCCUUGUGAAGUGGAGUCUUGCACACGUUUGUUUGUCCUCCACGCUUGCUGUCUGCAUCAGUCCAACCCAUCAAGUGCCUGAUCCAAACCGAGGUUGCUGAGUGAAUGUAUGACGGAGAGACUAUCGCCGAGCUGGGUGUGAGGCUGAGGCGGCUGCAGGUGUCGCGAGGGCGCCACUGGUGAAACAGACGCUGGCUGUUUUAUUUAUUCUUCCAUGCUGUGUCAAAGCUUUCCCUAUGGUGAGAGUAUUUUUAUUCAUAACUACCUGCUUUCUUUUUUAUUAAAGAGCUAGAUGACGAUGACCACGGCGCUGGUGUCCUCUUUGAUCUCACUCGCACAGUGACCCCAGGAAAAUGGAUUCAUCUACUGACUGUGACGUUGACGUAGUGGUUUGAAAUGUCUCGCAUUUUCAGGGAAUUUGUCUGCGUGUAAACGUAGCCCAAACCCUCCGUCUGGAUUCAACAACGUGAGAGUCAGACUCCGGUCUGUGGUUGUUUACAGCCAAGUGAUCGAGGGUUUACGUGUCAAUAAGACAAACUUAGAGCCACAAAAAUGGGACUUUGUGGGCGCCUGGUUUCCCCAUCCAAACCGAC
Molecule: messenger RNA, 6116 nt
Organism: Synchiropus splendidus (mandarinfish)
Lineage: Eukaryota; Metazoa; Chordata; Actinopteri; Syngnathiformes; Callionymidae
Gene: fgfr3
Product: fibroblast growth factor receptor 3
Exons: 18
Coding region: 382-2835 (817 amino acids)
Biological process (GO): protein phosphorylation; fibroblast growth factor receptor signaling pathway; multicellular organism development
Cellular component (GO): signaling receptor complex; membrane
Molecular function (GO): ATP binding; fibroblast growth factor receptor activity; fibroblast growth factor binding
Source: RefSeq, a predicted model, not a curated record